This is a messenger RNA of Pisolithus orientalis, 1424 nucleotides long. RefSeq lists its product as uncharacterized. The transcript is spliced from 7 exons. Bases 262 to 1335 code for a protein of 357 amino acids. Lineage: Eukaryota; Fungi; Basidiomycota; Agaricomycetes; Boletales; Pisolithaceae. Gene Ontology annotation, molecular function: RNA binding. Gene Ontology annotation, cellular component: small-subunit processome; nucleolus. The record is from RefSeq and is a predicted model, not a curated record.
GCACGUGACACGCUCAAUACGCUCACUAUUAUGAUUUUGUUUUUGAGUUCAAGUUUGAAUUUGAAGUAUCCCUGUCACUGCAACAUGUCCGGACAACCCGAUGAGCCUGUCCCAAAAGUCCAAGAAGCACCGAAAAGACAAGCGUAAGUUUCCUUCACGUAGAGUCAUAACUACCGAGUAAUCCCUUGGACUAGCUUGGGACACUGAUGACAUUGAUCACGUAAGUGCUCUCGCGAGCCGAGUAGCAGUUCCGCUGACAAGAUGUGCGUGCAGUGGAAGAUCGAGUCUUUCACCCCGAGUGACAAUGCGGGCGGCGUAUUCACUGAAGAAUCUUCGUUUGCAACCUUAUUCCCAAAGUACCGAGAGAAGUACCUGAGAGAGGUUUGGAGUGCCGUUACUCGAGCCCUGGAUGCACACGGGAUCGCUUGUACGCUUGACCUCAUCCACGGAUCGAUGUCCGCCCGUACGACACGCAAAACGUUUGAUCCGUACAUCCUAAUAAAAGCGCGUGACAUGUUAAAGCUUCUUGCCCGUGGGGUCGCUGUAACGCAAGCAGUCAAAAUUCUGCAGGACGAUGUGGCCUGCGACAUAAUCAAGAUCGGAAACUUGGUGCGUAAUAAGGAGCGUUUCGUGAAACGCAGACAGCGCAUCAUUGGGCCAGACGGUAGUACGCUCAAGGCCAUUGAGCUUCUCACAAACUGUUACGUGCUAGUACAGGGUAGCACUGUCAGCGUGAUGGGGCCGCACAAGUCGUUAAAAGAGGUUCGACGCAUCGUAUUGGAUUGCAUGCGAAACAUCCACCCCAUAUACCGAAUAAAGGAACUCAUGAUCAAACGAGAACUCGCAAAGGAUCCGAAAUUGGCUAACGAAUCAUGGGAUCGCUUCCUACCGAAGUUCAGAAAACGUCAUCUCAAGACGUCCGAGAAAACUGCCCGCAAGAACGAGAAAGUUGCUGCCCAGACAGAGGCUCGGAAAGCAGCUGGUCUUGAACCUGAACAGCCCAAGAAAGAGAAACCGACUAAGAAGGUUUACACGCCAUUCCCUCCCCCUCAACAACCUCGCAAAGUGGAUCUCCAACUAGAGUCAGGAGAGUACUUCCUCAAGCGGCACGAAAAGCAGGCUAAGGAACUGCAGGAGCGAAAGCAAAAGCAAGCGGAAACGACGGCCAAACGUCAGGCAGAACGUGCAGAAGCCUUUGUUGCACCCACAGAACGCGCUGAGCCUCGUGUUGAGGAGAAGCGGAAAAAACGGAAGCGCGCAGAAGCUGAUGACACGAAUCGCAAAGAUAAACCAAGGAAGAAAAAGGCGGUGCGGUUCAAUUUGGAGGACAGUUGAUGAUAUGCUGUCGGGAAUCGCGGAGUAAACCUACUCGCGGGUAUCUGGUAUACUUCACUCUAUCACCAUGUCACUUGACAAGCAAUCUA